This is a messenger RNA of Priapulus caudatus, 4031 nucleotides long. Its product is annotated as ras-related protein Rab-6A. The coding region runs from base 127 to 756 and encodes 209 amino acids. NCBI's taxonomy places the organism in Eukaryota, Metazoa, Priapulida, Priapulimorpha, Priapulimorphida, Priapulidae. The record is from RefSeq and is a predicted model, not a curated record. The transcript is spliced from 8 exons. Gene Ontology annotation, molecular function: GTPase activity; GTP binding.
CUGACGUCAUUGUCCAGUCUGAACGUGGCGACUUGGAGAUUUAGUUAUUCUGUCUGUGCUUUUCGUUUCCUGUUUAUUGUGCCGUCAAGGCCCUGGAACACAGCGAACAUUUUCGAAAUAACGAAAAUGACGUCUACGGAUUUUGGCAAUCCGCUUCGGAAGUUUAAAUUGGUGUUUCUUGGGGAGCAAAGUGUUGGGAAGACAUCACUCAUUACCAGAUUCAUGUAUGAUAGCUUCGACAAUACAUAUCAGGCCACGAUAGGAAUAGACUUCCUUUCAAAAACCAUGUACUUGGAAGACAGAACGGUCAGGCUACAGUUAUGGGACACAGCGGGGCAGGAACGGUUCAGAAGUCUCAUUCCCAGUUACAUCCGUGACUCCACAGUUGCAGUUGUUGUGUAUGACAUUACAAAUGCAAAUUCCUUCCAGCAGACAACAAAGUGGAUAGACGAUGUGCGGACAGAGCGGGGCAAUGAUGUCAUUAUUAUGCUUGUCGGCAACAAAACAGAUCUCUCAGAUAAAAGGCAAGUUUCCAUAGAAGAAGGCGAGCGAAAAGCGAAGGAGCUUGGGGUGAUGUUCAUAGAAACGAGUGCGAAGGCUGGCUACAAUGUGAAGCAGUUGUUCCGUAGAGUGGCAGCCGCGCUACCUGGCAUGGAGAACACAGAGAACAAGAACAAAGACGACAUGAUUGAAGUGAAGUUGAAGGACACACAACCCAGUGAGCAGGAAACAAAGGAAAGGGGAUGUGCCUGCUGAGCUACAGUGGCUCCAUCUUUGAUGCAACAGGAAAGCGAUUUUUGUUUGAUGCACGAAAAGGCGAGGAAGACAGAACUUUGGUAGACAGUUAGUCGCUACUUUUAAAUAUUGAUGCUGAAAUGUUAAAUUAAUUACAGGUUAAUUCUUUAUGUUUUCUUUACAUGAUUGCUCAUAAGUGGUCGUGUAACUUAUCUUUCCUGAAUAGUAAAUAACAUUUUACCUCUUGUGAAUGUGAAUGGAAAAAAAACUUGAAAAUUGCCUUUGUAUUGCCACGGGGUGGUGCCUCUUGUGCCUAACGUUUAUACGCUUACAGUACCAUUGUCUUAAUCUUUACGCGCACGAAUCUUAUCUGACUUACGCGGUUUUGUAAGAUUUGCCUGAUGAGUUGAUUGCUUUAGCUACAGCUUGCAGUUGUUUUGGCGUUGAACUCUUGUCGAAUAAUUUCGUAUGUUUGUUGAUGUGGCAGUGGCACUUUUUAGAUGGAAAUCAAGCUAGCGCACUCUCUCCCGCUUCCCUGCGUAGGGGUUUCACCAGUAAUUGCUCUGGAAUGUGUGGAAAUUCUUGGUAAUGGUAUGUCCUAUAGGAAAGCUUGGGAUUUAGGUGCGUGUGUGGGGGGGGGGGUGCGUAGCUUAAUAAUAGUAGCACAUUUAUAAGGCUCAAAUCCGAACUCCUCACAUGAAAAUAUAUUCUUUGAACUAAUUGAAACAUUUAAUACAUAACUACAAGAGCGUGGUUACGACUGUAAUGUUGUUGCUGUAAUGGUACUACUACCCAGUCUACCACAAGCUUGCAAUUGCAUGAUUGCCACUGUAAGCUUACUACUGCAGAAUUAUUUCAUCACUGGGCAGUUAGUAUAUGCAAGAGCCAUCCUUGGGUCUUGGUUAGGUCCUUGUUGUGUGCAUACUGAAACCCUCUUAGUCUAAGCAUGACUUAUAUCCGUUCACGCUCGUUUACAACUAGUUUAAUUAAUGUGCAUUAAUUAAUCGAUUAUCCAUUGCAUAAUUUUGACUGUUGUGGCGAUGCAAUGCAAUUAAUUCUAACUCAGUGGUAGCUAUGUGUCUAUAUUAAUUUUUAAUUAUCGUGUCAUUCAGCAGUAGCCCUGUUUUGCGUCACGUUAGAUAUGAGCUUCCAUAAACUAUUUUUAAAGAAAUAUUGAAAUAUUGGCUGCAGUAAUAUUGUUUGCGCAUAACGCCGCAGCGAUUACGCGUAUCACUGUGUAACGUCGUUCAGAACCGACAAAAAGACCGAAGUAAGACAGUCCAAUAUCUUUAUUUUAGCCCAUUGUACUUAAAAUUACGACGCGUUUUUAAUUUAUAUAUUUGUAUGUAAUAAUUAUCGACAGCGCUGUCUCGUGUUUAUCGUUGCGGUGUCAGGGAAAUCCGAGUUAUGUAUAUCGCUUGUUUGUAAAUAGAAUACGGUAUCAUUUCGCUGUUUGUCGGGUGUCUACAGUGUCUGUUGGUGGCCCUACCUAUAUUGCCCAUCGCUCUCCCCACAGGGCUGCGGAGAAGACUACAUAAAUAGAGUCCCACGCAUCUUGUUUCGUGGUUGUGUGAAAGCUUGGUCUCCACUCCUCUAGACCUAAAGAGACAUAUUUGACCCUCAGAGUUGCAGCAUCUGGCCCUCGUCGUGUUAACUGAAUUUUACGUCAUCGUAAAUAGUAAUAACUUUUUUUUGGCAAAAUAUAAACGUGCAGUUAUUGUUUCGUUUACUCUUUACAGUUAAAUUGCCGUGUUAUGCUUCCUAUUUUGCCGUUCUGUUUGAUGAAAGCAAACAGAUGUUACUCGUACAUAACUCGAGAAAUUUUGGUGCUCACGGUAAUUCAAAUUGCAGAAAGAUUUUGUAUUUCCAACUAGUUCGAAAACAUCCUUGUCGGAGUUUGAGGACAUAUUUAUUAGAAAUUACUUUUUGUGUAAAAAUCACGACGAAAAUUGUACAAGUAUACACCUGGUAAAGCACACGUGCCUCGGAGAUGUGUUGCGGGAAGCAGACUAUGGCAAGCAGUGAGGUGUGAGGCUAGGCGUCAUCUGUGAUGCUGCACGUGGCGGUGGGCCACCGAUCCAAUUCACAGUGAUUUAACACAUAUCCGGACGUCGGGGGGGGGGGGAAGUUCAGACGUAGCUGUUUUGAAUAAUAAGGGGAUUAUAUGCUUCUGCUUUCUACUCGUUGUUAAAGAUAUCUUAUGGCGAAUUUUUGCGGCGCAUCUCUGCUUUAAAUUGUUGUAAAAAUGCAAAUGAACAGAUCAUAAAGUGCGCUUAAUUGAUACCUGAAUGGGGGGUGGGUGAAAAUAAAUACGGAAACAAUGUCUAUUUAGUCCAUUUCUCAAACAAGAAUAAAUAUUAAAAUUCCGUUUCGCUUUAUGUUUGAAUAAUCGUGGUAAGACAGGCGCAGGUCAUGUGAUGUACGUCACUUUGCAGCACUCGUGUCAAUAGAAUAUUGAUACAGGUUGGCAGUCAGAAAAUGCCUGCAUGCAUGAUUUUGUGGUUAUGGAAAUACUUUGAAUUAACUUAAUUUUGAGCAUAUUAUUUUUCCUGUUGUUUAUUUAAAGGUUAUCAGUUAUCGUCGCUUACAGUCGUAAAACCCGAAAACAUUUCAUUUUUUCUAAUUUCAUGUGCUUUUUGGUAGUCCGGGGAAGGUAUCUUCAACUAGAGCAGUGGCCACUGGACUGCUGUAGUAAACUUACUAUACCUGUAUUUCAUUUUUUGUUGGUGUCAAUGCUAGCACACGUGUGUUAGCUCAUUUGUGUGCUAAACUUAAUGGCCUCUUCAAUCAUCUUUGCAAUUGUUUUUGUUAUAGUAAUCAUUAUAAAGAUUCUCAAACAUAUUUGGUGGCAUUGUUAUUUUGCUGAUAAAAUCUUCAAGUGCUUGGAAGCCUAAUUUACGAUUGGCUUCCUUGCCUAUAAUUACUAUUAUACGUUAUGGGGUAAGUAUCUGUAUGACUCUAACAUCACUGACAGUGUAUUUGUGUGGCCACUGGCGGCUAUUCUGGGUCGGGAUAAUUUUUACAUUUGAAGGAUCCCCUGCCUUCUAUAAUACGGGUCCAAUAUUGGAAGCAUCCACAUGGUGUCUGGUGGUGGGUGGAAAACCAUUCAGGUGGUGAGCAAGUGGUGACAACCCAUAACUCACUCGUGGUUAUAGGUAAUAUCUCUGGCAAAACAUUGGGGUUAUAACGUCAUACGUGUGCGUUUUACAGUUUGCAAUUCUUUCUGUUUUUCUGUUGUUUGAGAGUCUGCAAUAAAGUAUAAAUAUAUUGGAUGAUUUAUGAUAGACAUACACAUA